UGUUUACGAUCUCCAUGGUGACCAUUACCCCAAUAUCUUAACAAAUAACGUAAACACACAAGCGGACAUGAGCGUCUCUGUCACACAAGCAUUUCAGAAGAAAAAUGAGGGCAAAAGAGGCUUCAGACAACAGAGGACAUAUGAUUAUUUGUACGAUCCAGUAUAUACAUUGUCAACUGAUGUGGAUCACGCCAGGGAAAACCUCCGAGCGCAGGCCUCACUGGAUCGACUGCGGAAGGUCCCAGAGUUUAACUCCAUGUUCAGUAAUCUUCCACACCACCCCCGUUAUACAUUACGCCUUGAAUCCACUGACCCUGUGCCUGCAUUCAUUGACCGGCGUUGGCGGGGCUACGCUGAGCAGAGGAGGCAGGCCCUGCAGCAAUUGACAGGGGUUGUGUCUGGGGAUCAUAUAAAUAGACUGAACCCUGCUGAUGUGACAGGAGUGGACCGCUGGAAGUUUUUCAAACGCCCUCUUAUUCCUUUUGCUCAACAGAUUCCUCCUGAUGUUGUAUUUGCUUUGUCAAAAUCUGACCUCCUUACUGCUCCUGAUGGAGAUGAUAAACGGCCCCCCACUCCGUUCCAGCGGAGUGUGGGAGUUCAGACUGACUAUCGGGAGAGUGAGACACAGACAGACCCCUACACUCCAGACCAUGUGGUUCGUCCUGGGACAGCCUCCCCUGAGUUGCUCACACUGGCCACACUUACAUGGGGCCGUGGGCUGCCCGCAGGGCUAGCAGAAGUGGAGAUGAUCAUGAGGGCGAGAAUGAAGAGAGCAUGGGAGGCAACUUUGCCCCCACUGGAUGACCUCUCUCAGCUUGACAAGAGGAGAAAGAUGAUGGAGGAGAUGGAGAGGAAGGAGUGGGCCUUUAGAGAAGAGGAGAUAGAGAAGCUGCAGGAGGCACGACUGACCCUGCUGGUGCAGCUCUUGCGUCAGAGGGAGGAGAAGCAGGAGGAGGUCAAGAUGGAGCGACUGGAAGCAAGCUUUUCCCAGCACCAGCAAGAGAAGGAGGCACGGCUUAAGAAAAUACGCAAAGACUACAUCAUAUCAAUGCGGAAGCUUCUUGCAAAGCGGAGGAAUGUGGAGGGAAAGCUGGAGAGACGUGAUAUAAUAAAGGAUUAUUCAGAUUAUGGGUCUCAGACAUGCGCUCCUCUGUCUCGGAUUGGCCAGUUCCCUGAGCGAUAUUCCAACCGCAGUGUGGUUAAAAGCCACUUUCUCAGCACGUACCAAGGUCUGUUAGAGCUGGAAGCAGGUUUUUCUCCAUCUGUCAUGGAGUCUCAAAUUAAGGUGCCAAGACCUAAAGUGACUAAAGGCUUCAUCACACGCUCAGCCCGCAGAGAACUAGAGCUCAUGAAGACUCAUCAGGCUUUGAAAGAUGAAAAGGUCUGCAGGGUGGAAAAGAAGCCUCUGCGGUUCCUCGUUAAGACGGAAAAACCUGCUCCACGACCCCUGACCCCUGCGGUGGAUGACCCCCCUGAGGGAGAUGAGGAAAGGGAGCUGGCUAUCAUCUUUCUGCAGAAAGUGCUCAGAGGAAGAUCCACCCAGAAUCAGAUGUUCGAGGGAAAAGAGAAACGAUUGGAACUGAUCCAAGAACUGCGUACCACCCACGCACUGCAGAAGGAGGAACAGGACAAGAAGGAGGCGGAAAAACAGGCCACACUCGCUUUGCAGAGACAGAGAGACAUCCAGUCUGACAGAGUGUCUCAGAUUGAGUCCUGUAUAGCUGGCCUGUCUGGGGGAGUGAUCGUGGACAUGCUGGACUUUCUGUCAAAAGAGUUGGUCCGGCUGCAGGAGGAAAGGCGAAUCCAUGCCUUCACACUAUUGGCUGAGAGAGACCGCCGUAUUCGUGAGGCUGAGGAGAGUGGAAGGCGGCAGAUAGAGGAAAGGAGACGCAGAGAGGAGGAUGAGACAUUUAAACAGGUGGUCAAGGUGCAUCAAGACACAGUAGACAUGUACCUGGAAGAUGUCAUUCUGGGCUCCAUUAACCAGACAGCUGAUGCCCAGGCCAGAGAGGAGAUACACCGUAAAGCUGAGGAGCUGAACACCAUCACCUAUGCCACGGAGGAGACGAGGAACAGUCAGCAGUCAGAAGAGAUUGUGGCAGAACUCGUCUACAGAUUCCUCAUUCCUGAGGUCCAGAAGAUUAAUGUCAGAGAAAGAGUUCGUCAGAGCCAGAGAAGGCAUCUGCAAGCAGCUUGUUCAAUCAUCAGUUGCAGUCCAGGAUCUUCUGCGGUCUCCCAGCCCCCAUCACCCUCAGACAGAGCCUCUUCUGCAGUCCUGAAUGACAUACUCAGCCAAGUAGAGGAGGCUGUUCCCAGAACCAUGACCCCAAGAGACCCUGGACCAGCACAAAACAAUCUGUCCAGUGAUCCAACAGCAGACACGCAUGAGGGGAAUGGAAAACAUGCAGAUUAAGCCAAAGGGCAGCACUACAAAACAUUAAAAAGUCCUAAAUGUUA
Messenger RNA from Megalobrama amblycephala (Wuchang bream), 2457 nucleotides. It is a transcript of the gene cfap91, whose product is annotated as cilia and flagella associated protein 91. The record is from RefSeq and is a predicted model, not a curated record. The transcript has 17 exons. The coding region runs from base 68 to 2413 and encodes 781 amino acids. NCBI's taxonomy places the organism in Eukaryota, Metazoa, Chordata, Actinopteri, Cypriniformes, Xenocyprididae.